Nematocida homosporus is the source of this 1191-nucleotide messenger RNA. RefSeq lists its product as uncharacterized. NCBI's taxonomy places the organism in Eukaryota, Fungi, Microsporidia. The record is from RefSeq and is a predicted model, not a curated record. The transcript has a single exon. The coding region runs from base 1 to 1191 and encodes 396 amino acids.
AUGACUUUGGGCAAACUUAUAAACCUUCAAAUAUUCUUGAUAGGAUUAGGACUAUUCUUCCAGUUGAUUGCCGGUGCUAAGUCUGAAACUUCGGCCACUCUAGUUUCUCAGCCCGCUUAUGGAACUCCACCAGGGCUACACCACCUGGUUGCCCUAGAUUUUGCCUGGGCCACUGAGCUAAACAAUCUCCUUGAUAUAAACACGCAAGUCGAAGUUCUUGACGAUCACGAGCAGGAAAAGAACUACUACGCUCGAGUUAAGGCCCAUUACGAAACUUUCCCAGGUUAUUCCAGUGACAACCCAGUAACUCGCUCCAGCCUUUUCUGUGCCGAGUUCAAAGUCCGUACAUUCUACGACUUUCUCUUCCCUAGCCUGAGCAUGUACAUAUCCCACACUACAGAUGCAGCCAUGUUAAUGUACGAACUCUUUAGCCCCAAUUACGUUUCAAGCUCACGUGCGCCAAAAAAGCUAACCAUCUACCAAAUCCUAAACAUUGCUAUGCUCUUUGUCGGUUUUGAAAAUGGUCAGAACAUCGAUCGGCUCUCCCAACCAGCUGGACCAUACAAGAUAUUCAUUGAAAACUUCACUCUAUUAAUCAGCAACUCCUUAAAAAACACGGGCCAGCAUAAAUACUUCGCCAAUCUCCUUCUAGUCCUCCAAACCGAUGGCCAAGCCAAUGUUGAACCUACUUCCAAGAAACACAUACCUUCUAACUCCCAAAUCAAAGCCACUCGAAGCAAAUUAUUCAAAGAUCUAGCUAUCCAUACUCUAAUCAGCAACUCAAAAUGCCGAUCAGCCUUCCAAAAAAGCCGUCUUCUUUCUUACCUUCAUCCCUUCAACAUCGACCUCUACUUAGCUGGAAUAACGUACAACUACAUCCCACCCGCCAACAAAAAACCCCAUGGCAUAAUUAACAUUAACCGCCGGCCACCCCGCCAUUCCAACGAGAAACCCACUCCAGACAACUUCAACUGCCCAACCUACGGCAUCUCUAACCCCAACCCUCUCUCAUUCGAAAGUGCCAUCAAUAUUCUAAGGUACUACCACGGCCAAGAAACCCGGCCCACCCUUUUAUUCAUCUCCAGCGAGCCAAUAAUCACCCAAACAUUCACGUCCACCCUCUAUAAUCACAUCUUCCGGGCCAGCUGGGAACUCACCGGCGCCGGUUUCCUCGGCCACUCAUACAAUUAA